Messenger RNA from Castor canadensis (American beaver), 1368 nucleotides. The record is from RefSeq and is a predicted model, not a curated record. Lineage: Eukaryota; Metazoa; Chordata; Mammalia; Rodentia; Castoridae.
AAUGCGAAGAGCCGGAAUUCCUUGUCCAACAGUUGUACUGCUCAAGAAACACAUUUUAGUAAUGUCUUUUUAUUGGGCAUGAUCAAGUUCCAGCCCUAAAUUAAAAGAAGUAAAGCUUAGUAGUGAAGAAAUGAAAGAAGCCUACUAUCAAACUCUUCAUUUGAUGCAGAAGUUGUACAAUGAAUGUACUCUGGUACAUGCCGACCUCAGCGAGUAUAACAUGCUAUGGCAUGCUGGAAAGGUUUGGUUGAUUGAUGUCAGUCAGUCAGUAGAACCAACCCAUCCUCAUGGCCUGGAGUUCUUGUUCCGUGACUGUAGGAAUGUUUCACAGUUUUAUCAGAAAGGAGGAGUAAAAGAGGCCCUCAAUGAACGGGAACUCUUCAAUGCUGUUUCAGGCUUGAACAUCUCAGCAGAUAAUGAAGCUGAUUUCUUAGCUGAGAUAGAAGCUUUGGAGAAAAUGAAUGAAGACCAUGUUCAGAAGAAUGGAAGGAAGCUGCUUCAUUUUUUGAAAGUGAUGGAGACCACCAGUGGCUGUAUGCUGAAUAGCAUCAUCACCCACUGCUUUCCGUGUCAAUGCAGUGGAGACUGUCAGCUGCCGAAUGCAACUGAAGAGUGGGUGACUUGGAAUACCAACAGAGGAGGAGUGUACAAUGGUGCUUCUGUGCUUUCCCCCUUGUAACUCAUGUGCCAGAUGUGUGGAAUUUUUUAGCUCUCGGCAUUGAGAGAAUAAAUGUCACUACCUCUCAUCUUACGAUCAGGAUAAUUAUCAGUUCUUUAACAGCUACAGCUCAUCCAGCUGAAGGAGACCGAAUUUUACACGGCUCGUGAUAUAAAAUGUCUUGAUGAUAAUUUUUAAAACUUAGGGAACAUUUCAAAUGUGGGAGGAAAGGACAGAUGUGUUUUACAAGGGAGGUUUAUGAUGGCACGUUUGGCUUUAUUUACCUCCCUGUUUUGAGUUGCAUCCUUUAUCAAAUAUUAUUCAGCCUAAAAUUAGCCCUUUUUAAUUCUUUUUCUAAACUGUGACCAGUAUUCUAAAGGAAAAUUUCUUCUUCUUAAUGGGUGUUUAUAGAAAUGAAACUUGUUUCAGAAAGGGCUGAUGGAAUAGAUAUAAGCAAUGUACUUUUUUAUUGGUACAUAGAGAAAAUGAACGGAAUUUUACUUUUAAAGUCAUCAUAGGUUUCUGAAAGAGGAAAAUAUAUAAGAACUUCUUGGGCUGGAGGCAUGGCUCAAGUAGUAGAGCGCCUGCCUAGCAAGUGUGAAGCUCUGAGUUCAAAACCCAGUAUUGCCCUCCUCACCCCUCAGAAAACUUCAUAAUCAACCAAUUUUAAAAAUUAACUUUUAAACUUUUCUACAUUUAGGUUAAGUGGU